Messenger RNA from Tigriopus californicus, 4955 nucleotides. Its product is annotated as sodium channel protein para-like. Bases 45 to 4901 code for a protein of 1618 amino acids. The record is from RefSeq and is a predicted model, not a curated record. The transcript has 17 exons. Lineage: Eukaryota; Metazoa; Arthropoda; Copepoda; Harpacticoida; Harpacticidae. Gene Ontology annotation, molecular function: voltage-gated sodium channel activity. Gene Ontology annotation, biological process: neuronal action potential; sodium ion transmembrane transport; membrane depolarization during action potential. Gene Ontology annotation, cellular component: plasma membrane; voltage-gated sodium channel complex.
AUUUGCAGCAAGAAGCAAUAACUUAACAUUAUUCCAAAGAGCAAAUGGGCACAUUUCAUUUCAACGGGUCAGUUAUUAGUUAUGUCUUGUCUUCUUUCUUUAAAGGGAAUGACUUGCCUCGUCGAUAUGGCGAGUUCCCUUUGGAGCUUGCCAACCUACCCAUAUGUGAUAUUGACCCCUACUACAGGGAUACACGGACCUUCAUGGUCGUGUCCAAGGGUGGUGCCAUCUACCGAUUCUCGGCUGGGAACGCUCUCUUCUUCCUCUCGCCCUUUCAUCCCAUUCGGAGAAUUGCUCUCUUGGUCCUCACUCAUCCCAUGUUCUCUUUCUUCAUCAUAUGCACCAUCCUGGUCAAUUGCUUCGUCAUGGUCCAAGAGGAUUCUGAGGAAUUAGCGUCCGUGGAGAUCAUCUUCACCGCCAUUUACACUUAUGAGUCCGCCAUCAAGCUAUUUGCACGUGGAUUGGUCAUGGAUAAGUUCACUUACCUUCGAGAUGCUUGGAAUUGGCUGGACUUCAUUGUGAUCGCCAUGUCCUAUGUGACCAUUGCCAUUGACUUGGGAAGCUUCUCGGCCCUCAGGACUUUCCGGGUGUUUCGAGCCAUGAAGUCCGUGGCUGUUAUCCCUGGCUUGAAAACCAUUGUCAGUGCCAUCAUGUACUCCGUAAAGAACCUGCGGGAUGUGAUUGUGCUCACCAUCUUCGUUCUGGCCGUGUUUGCCUUGCUUGGAUUACAAAUCUAUAUGGGCGUUUUGUCGCAGAUCUGUGUCAAGGAUUUCUUCACCGACAGUGAGUUCGUCAACAAAACGGGGAACAUUGAUCUUGACUAUGAGCUAUGGACCAACAAUGCAUCCAAUUGGUUUGCCUCACCCUCGACGGGUCAAUUGGUGAUGUGCGGCAACUCGUCAGGAGCCGGAAAUUGUCCCGAUGGAUUCACUUGUCUUAAGGGUGGACCCAAUCCCAACUAUGGUUACACGAGCUUUGAUAAUUUUGGAUCAGCAUAUCUUUGUGCAUUCCGAUUGAUGACCCAAGAUUAUUGGGAGAACCUCUACCAAAUCACCCUCAGAACAGCGGGGCCCUGGAAUAUCUUUUUCUUCAUGGUUAACAUUUUCCUAGGGUCAUUUUACCUGAUCAACUUGAUCUUGGCUAUUGUUGCCAUGUCUUAUGACGAACUUCAACGUCAAGCUGAAGAAGAGGCGAGAAAGGAAAUGGAAGAGCUAGAAGCUAUUCAGUGCGCUGAGGAAGCCGCUAUGACUGAAGCCGAGGCCGCUGCAGCUGAGGCAGUGGCGAAUCUUUCUUUGUUAGACUUUGGAGGAGGAAGCCUUGGCAGUGGCGAAUUCAAUCAUGGCUUCGAAGGAGACUCCUUUCAUGAACAGGACGCGGUGGUUUUGAAGGACGUGGUGAAUCAGAUGUCUAUCACUUCAUCAAUGAAAAGUUUAUCCGUUUACAUGGAUGACAAUGACGAGGAGGAGGAAGGGCCCAAUUGCAAAGAGGCUUUCAAAACUAACCUUGAAUAUGUGAUAUCAAUUCUGUGCAUUUGGGAUUGUGGGAUCGUGUGGAUCAAAAUGAGCGAAAUUCUAGCCAUCAUUGUUUUCGACCCUUUCAUGGAGUUGUUCAUUAUCCUGUGUAUUGUGGUUAAUGUCCUCUUCAUGACAUUGGAUCACUACAACAUAGACUACCAUCACAAUGGAGGCAUGUCGCCAUUUUUCACGUCGUUAUUGAACAAUGGGAAUUACUUCUUCACGGCGAUUUUCGCUAUUGAAUCUUUCGCCAAACUAGGGGCUAUGAGUCCAAGAUACUUCUUCACUGAUGGUUGGAAUAUUUUUGACUUUGUGAUCGUCAUCCUUUCCUUUGUGGAACUUUUGGCGGAGGGAAUUUCGGGUCUGUCCAUGUUGCGAUCUUUCCGACUCCUCCGAGUGUUCAAAUUGGCCAAAUCAUGGAAGUCUUUGAAUGAUAUCUUGAGCAUCAUGGCCAACACCUUUGGGGCACUCUCUUAUCUAACCUUCGUCUUGGGAAUCAUCAUCUUCAUAUUUGCUGUGAUGGGAAUGCAACUCUUUGGGUCGUAUUACGUCACCAAAGUUUGUAAUCCCAAGUGGAAUUGUGUCAUGCCCAGAUGGAACUUUACGGACUUUAUGCACAGUAUCAUGAUUGUCUUUCGAGUAUUGUGUGGAGAAUGGAUCGAGUCCAUGUGGGACUGCAUGUUUGUGGCUGGAGUGACCUGCGUUCCAUACUUCUUGGCUACCGUUUUAGUGGCCAAUUUGGUUAUUCUGAAUCUCUUUCUGGCUUUGCUACUCAGUAGCUUCUCUGAUAUGGGAGGUGGAGAAAAAGCUGAAGAUCAAGAAAAAGACAAGAUCCAAAUUGCUUUCGACCGAAUCGGAUGGUUCUUCACUUGUCAAAUGUGUAGAUCACCGAAAGGAAAAGACAAAGAGGAUGAGCCACCCCCACCAGAGACUCCAAGUGAUUUGGAUGGAAUGUCAAAGAAGGACUCGAUAAUUGGUAAUGGAAUUGACCUCAGCUACUCAAAGGGUGCCCUCUCCACAGCUUACGAGGAAGCUCCCGGGUACGAUAAAUUUAGCGAGACCAUCGACUACAGUCCGGCCGACGAGAUCCUGGUGGAAGAUUGUUGCCCUCAAAUUGUCUACAAGAUCUUCCCAUGUUGCCAUGGAAAUCCAGAGGAACCGUUUUGGCAAGUCUGGUCCAAACAUCGGCUCAUGGGCUCACAGUUGAUUGAAAACAAGUAUUUCGAGGGCAUUGUCCUCGUGCUCAUUUUGGUGAGCAGCUUUGUCAUGACCCUCGAGGACAUUUGGUUUGACACCAAGCCUCUUCUCAUUGACACCCUCUACUACCUGGAUCGAAUUUUGACGGGUGUGUUCUUCAUCGAAACAUCCUUGAAGCUCUUUUCCAUGGGAUUCAUCAAGUACUUCGGCAACGCCUGGUGUUGGUUGGACUUUGUGAUUGUUGCAGUGUCCCUGAUCAACUUUGGAGCCAGCCUUUUGGGAGCCGGCAACAUUCCCAUCUUCAAAACCAUGCGAACUUUGCGAGCCCUCCGUCCCCUGAGAGCCAUGGCUAAAUUAGAAGGGAUGAAAGUGGUUGUGAAUGCCUUGAUCGGAGCUCUACCGAGCAUAUUCAAUGUGCUAUUGGUUUGUCUGAUCUUUUGGUUGAUAUUCGCCAUCAUCGGUGUGAACUUCUUCAUGGGCCGGUUUUACAAAUGCAUUGACCCCAACACGGGUGUGCGAUUUAGCCACGAGGUCAUUCCAAAUAUGACCAUGUGUAAUUCGUCUAUCACGGGAUUUCCCGCAGAAUGGGUCAAUUCUAGAGUGACCUUUGACAACGUGGGGAUGGCUUACUUAGCCUUACUUCAGGUGGCCACGUGGAAAGGUUGGAUCGACAUCAUGAACGAUGCCAUUGAUUCUGUGGAUCGUGGCAAGCAGCCUCAUCGCGAGGUCAACAUCUAUAUGUAUAUCUACUUUGUGUUGUUUAUUGUUUUGGGCAGUUUUUUCACAUUGAAUCUCUUGGUGGGUGUGAUCAUUGACAAAUUCAAUGAGCAAAAGAACAAGGGCGGGUCCUCACUGGAUGCUUUCAUGACUGAGGAUCAAAGGAAAUACAUCGCAGCCAUGAAAAAGGCUUCCACCAAGAAGCCGUUAAAAGCCUUGCCCAGACCUUUUUGGAAGCCCCAAGCCAUUGUAUUUGGCAUCGUCACCAACAAGAAGUUUGACAUGAUUAUCAUGGGGUUUAUAGCCCUGAAUAUGGUUGCGAUGAUGUGCGAUCAUUAUGAUCAAAGUCCUAAUUGGACGUUUGUCCUGGAUAACAUGAACAUGUUUUUCAUCGUGGUUUUUACGACUGAAAUGCUGUUAAAGCUGUUUGCACUUCGCCAUCAUUACUUCUCGGAGCCGUGGAAUUUGUUCGACUUUGUCGUGGUCCUUCUGUCCUUGGCGGGCCUUUUCCUCAGCGAUCUCAUUGCGAAAUAUUUUGUAUCCCCAACUUUGCUCAGAGUGGUCCGGGUGGCCAAAAUUGGCCGGGUUCUGCGUCUCAUCAAAGGGGCCAGAGGGAUUCGAACCCUGCUCUUCUCUCUCGUGAUGGCAUUUCCCGCCCUCAUUAACAUUGCUUUACUCCUCUUUUUGGUCAUGUUCAUUUUUUCUGUGUUCGGGAUGUCCCUUUUCAAGAAUGUAAAAAUAACCACCGGAUUCGACGACGUCCACAACUUCCAAACUUUCACCAAAACUUUCACGCUUCUUUUUCAAAUUUGCACAUCAGCGGGUUGGGCCGAGGCUUGGUUGGCCAUAAGUAAUGAGAAAAACUGCACCGAACCUGAUCCAGAAACCGGGAGCUCUGGCAAUUGUGGAAGUAAUAUCGCUGCGGUCAUCUUCAUGAUCUUGUACCUAGUUCUGACCUUCCUGAUCAUCGUCAAUAUGUACAUUGCUGUCAUCCUCGAGAACUAUUCACAGGCUAGCGAGGACGUCCAAGAAGGAAUCACAGAUGAGGAUUACGAGCUUUUCUACGAAGUGUGGCGCGAGUUUGACCCUGAAGGAACCCAGUAUAUGCCUUUUAAGAAUUUAUCCGAGUUUUUGGAUGUGCUUGAGCCUCCGCUUCAGAUCAGAAAGCCCAACAAGUUCAAGAUUGUGCAAAUGGAUAUCCCUAUCGUCAGAUUUAUUAACCCCGAGACGGGUCAAACGCGCGAAGAUUGUGUUUUUUGUGCGGAUAUCCUGGAUAUUCUCACGCAAGACUUUUUCGCUCGGAAGGGCAACAAAAUCGAGGAAUCCCCGCACGUUGAGCAUGUCAAGGUGACCACAUUCGCGGAUCGUCCGGGUUAUGAACGAGUCUCUUCAUCCGUUUGGAAACAACGAGAGAGUUAUUGCGCCUCACUCAUUCAGCGAUCCUUCAAGUAUCACGCUUCUUUGCAGUCGUGAAUAGUUAGGCAAAUUAUUUUUGGACAAUAAACCAUGAUGUAUGUAUUCUAUAAA